AUGCCUCCAGCUGUGGGCAGGAUGCAUCCCUCGCACAUGUCGAACCCUUUCGCGCACCUCAAUCCACAACAUUCGAUACCGCAGACCUCUCACUACCAAUCGCAAACAUCGCACUUACCGAGCACCAUCAACUCGCACCACGCAUUUGGUAACAGCGCAUUGAAUGGCGGCAUUUCACCUUUCAACCCAAGCUCUCCGUACGGUACAUCUGCAUUCAGUGCUGGCGGAGGCACUUCUACCUUCAACGGCGGUAUGAUGGGCGGGCAAGGACAGGGACUAGGGUCGGCCGCAGCGCAAGCCGGCUUCGCAAGAGGUGCAGCGAUGCAAGAACAUGGACAUCAGAUGGAAGCAUCGGGAAUGGCUAUCAAGACUGGCGCAGCAGCAAGGAUACGAGAGGUCUGGCGACACAAUCUAGAAUCUGAGAUGCACCUACUGCGACAGCUGGUGCAAAAGUACCCCUACGUUUCGAUGGAUGCCGAGUUUCCAGGUAUCGUUGCGCGACCCAUUGGCAACUUCCAAGGCAGCAAGGCGGAAUACCACUAUCAGACUUUACGAUGUAACGUCGACAUUCUGAAGCCUAUCCAGGUUGGCAUCACUCUAUGGACACCGGAAGGCGAACUUCCACCCACGCAAGACUCAAGUGUCUCUUCUUCGAUGAAUGGCAGGCAAACGUACGGCAACAAUCUACUCGGACAGAACAUCCCUUGCACAUGGGUCUUCAACUUCCAGUUCAAUAUCGACGAGGACAUGUCGUCUGAUUCAUCUAUUGAGCUGCUCAAGUCGAGUGGUGUUGACUUCGGGCGGCAUCUCGAGCAUGGCAUGUCACCCGAAACCUUUGGUUCACUGCUCACAACGUCUGGCCUAGCCUUCAAUCCUGAUGUACACUGGCUCAGCUUCCAUUCCGGAUACGAUUUUGGCUAUCUCAUCAAGCUGCUCUCCAACGACGCGUUACCCAUGGACCAGACCGAGUUCUUCAACCUGGUGAAGAUCUACUUCCCCAAGCUGUGGGACAUCAAGUUCCUCCUGCGACACGCUCAGCGAGUGCGUAGUACCCAACGACUCUCCGAGCAAGCUGCGUCUGUGGUGGAUGCUCUUGGUCAGAAGUCUGGUCUUACAGAUCUUGCAGAGGAGCUGGGCUGUACCCGAAUCGGACAAGCACACACAGCAGGCUCCGACGCCUGGUUGACUGGUCAGGUAUUUUGGGCGAUGAAGAGCAAGAUCUUCGGUGGACAGCUUGACGAGACCCUGGCCGAUCAGAUUUACGGUCUCCAUGGCGUCGCGGCUCCUGCGAGUCAGCAGUACCGGGAGGAGUUCUUCGCAGCGCAAAGCACACCAGGACAAGUGAAUGGUACUGGCGGCCUGGCUGGCUUAGGGGGUGUCAAUACUCUUACACCCAAUAACCCAUCAACGCCGACCACCCAGCACGCCGGGCUCAACAAUCAGACACCGGGGCCUCACUACGGCGCUGGCUUCGGGAACUUCCAGUAUAGCAAGUAG
Fulvia fulva is the source of this 1497-nucleotide messenger RNA. Its product is annotated as CCR4-NOT transcription complex subunit 7. Bases 1 to 1497 code for a protein of 498 amino acids. The record is from RefSeq and is a predicted model, not a curated record. Gene Ontology annotation, molecular function: poly(A)-specific ribonuclease activity; nucleic acid binding. Gene Ontology annotation, cellular component: CCR4-NOT complex; CCR4-NOT core complex; P-body. NCBI's taxonomy places the organism in Eukaryota, Fungi, Ascomycota, Dothideomycetes, Mycosphaerellales, Mycosphaerellaceae. The transcript has a single exon.